AUGGUUCAAGAUUUACAGGAGGUCGACAAGCAUGAGGUCGAUACGCAGGACGACGACACUCUUAUGGCCGCCCCGUCACAAGACACUCUUGAGGAUACGAGCGUUAGCGAACCGCUGGAUGAUCGGGUUACCAUCUUGGUCGUCAAAUCCACUGGCGAGGAAUCGCAUUUUCGUGUGAAGCGUACGACGAGACUUGGCAAAGUUCAAGCGGUAUAUGCUGACCGGCUCGGGACGCACGUCGCCAGCAUUCGGUUCUUGUACGACGGUACGCGGGUGGAAGACCACGACACUGUCGCGUCCCUCGACAUGGCAGACAACGGUGCGGCCUUUGCCGCUGUGAAUGCAUGA
Messenger RNA from Peniophora sp. CBMAI 1063, 348 nucleotides. NCBI's taxonomy places the organism in Eukaryota, Fungi, Basidiomycota, Agaricomycetes, Russulales, Peniophoraceae. The record is from the annotation of a GenBank genome assembly.